AAGCGACACCCACUGAUGACGUACCGUGCUGCUUUUGAUUCGUUUUAUGCGCGCGGCCUCUAACGGCAGACGUGAGGAAUACAACCAAGCCUUCCACGAAAUCACCUCCAUUUACUGAGAAGGGCAAUUAAAGGCGCCACAGGUCUCACCGAUUCCGCAACGAGUCCGGGAACCCCAUCUUGGACGGCGUCGCAUCGUGCACAAUGGCCUCAGCCGAAGGACUGGUAGCGCUCCGCCACUGGCUGAGCGAAAAUGGCGGCUACCUGCAUCCCGACAUUGUUCUGGAACACACAGACGCCGCUGGCAUUCGAGGUCGUGCAAGCGCACGCCUCGACAAGAAUGCGCGGAUAUGCAUGAUACCGCACUCCAUCGCGCUGUCCACCCUCAAUGCCCUCGUGGACGACUCGUUCACGGUAUUUCGAAGCCGCGGUCUUGCGCCUCAGGCCAUUGGCCACUUCUAUCUGAUGCAUCAGUACAUCAAUCGCGACACCUCAUAUUGGAAGCCCUACCUGGACACAUUGCCCUCACCGGAUAGCGAGCUUCUGACGCCUCUCUGGUUUGACGAGCAAGAUCUACUCUGGCUCACAGAGACCGAUGUUCUCUUCACGGCCAAGGCGCGGCAGAUAUUGCAUGAGAACCACUACAACCAGGCGAUUGCUAUGCUUCAAAAUGCCCAGGUAGACCCAGCGCCAUAUACUUGGCACCUCUACAAGUGGGCGGUAACCAUGUUCACAUCGCGCUCCUUUUCAUCUCGUGCACUUUACCCGCAGGACAGCAAGUACUGGUCGGCAUACAAGUCUGCGCCUGAUGGUCGCAGACAGACUGUACUGCUUGACCUGUCGCGCAGCCCUGCAGAAGAUCUCGAUUUUCCUGUUCUGUUCCCAGUCCUUGACACUCUGAACCAUCAUCACGAUGCCCAUGUCGACUGGAGCUUCGACUCGGGUCGCUUCAAUGUAUCAACUAGCGAUGAAGUGGCUGAAGGCGGCGAAGUAUUCAACAACUAUGGGCCAAAAGGCAAUGACGCCCUUCUUCUUGGCUACGGAUUCUGCAUUCCUUCGAACCCGAACGACAGUGUUCUGCUUGUGCUCAAAGCACCACCAGACCAUCUUCAACCGGAAAUACGACAAAUACAGCCGGGAUACUUUGACUCGGCUGGGCAGUGGAGCAGGGAGAAGGCCACUUUCGCAUUGCACAAGUCGGCACCGGUGUUCGACAAGCCAGCAGACAUCUUCCUGCAGAUGCCCUCUUCACUCUUGGAACUGCUGACAUAUACCAUUCGCCACGAGAGAAGACUGCCAUUUGAAUUCACAGAUCAUGUCCUGCACAGCCUUGUCGACGAGAGCAGCCCGAGCCGCCAUUAUCUACCUCAUAUUACGCGGAUGAUCGUUUCAUCUUUGGCGCCAAAACUCGACAAGAUCAAGACUACUACGCCUACGGUGCCGCCAAGCAACAAACGGCAGGAGAUUGCGAAAAUCUAUCGAGACAGCCAAGUCGUCAUACUGGAAUCAGUGAUGUAUAGUCUGCGGCUUUACCUGCGAUCUAUGCUUCGUAUCUCCUUCCCACAUCCUGAACCACUUCCUGAUGGGUCCUUUAUCACGACUAUCGAAGGCCUGAUCGAACUACUUGGGCGGUCUAGCAUUGAAGCCGCGAGAGAUUUCGCAGAUGGCGUCGUGGCAAAUGCAGGCACCUCUGAUCUGGAUCAAUUACGAGAGGCUGGUUGGGAGGAGGAUAUCUUUGUGCUGCUAAUAUGUUACUGCCAGCUCACAUUCGGUUUCGUUCUGCCAGAAUUCUGUGUCGAUAGAAUUGCAGAAGUGGAAGACGCUCUGUACGCUGUUGAGCUGGAGCAAGCGCAGGACUUGUUGGACCUUGUUCGCGCAGCAGCAGCAGCCAGCCCGAAUAGUAUUUGGGCCCACCAGAAUUGGAGUGCCAAGUUCAUCGCCAAGGUAGGGGGAAGAAUGCUGGUCCACGAGAGCUUUCCGAUGAUGGUGCCUGUUAGCGAAUCACAGGAACUACCACGCCCCGUGAUAUAUUUACAUGGCAUCACCUCUCGAUCAUAGAUGAGCGCAUGUGGCAGUAUGCAAUUCCAAACUCUGGCGAACGAUCUGGUCCUCAGGCGAGCAGACAGUGCCGACUCAACCUCCAUAGCUCCUCCGAUACGCAGCUUCGUCGUCUCGACCUGCCAGCCAACCUUUGAAUCCGGGGACUGGCUUCACCUGUCGCUGUUUAGAGACCACCUUGCUCUGACCAGCUCACUCAACUUACUUCAGAAAAUUGCUCCCGUGGUACCUCUGUCGUGGUCGCAGUGCAUCCGAUUUGUCUUCCAUGCUCGAAUUGCGCGCCGAUGCCUGCUAG
This is a messenger RNA of Cercospora beticola, 2352 nucleotides long. RefSeq lists its product as uncharacterized. Gene Ontology annotation, biological process: peptidyl-lysine monomethylation. The record is from RefSeq and is a predicted model, not a curated record. Gene Ontology annotation, molecular function: protein-lysine N-methyltransferase activity. NCBI's taxonomy places the organism in Eukaryota, Fungi, Ascomycota, Dothideomycetes, Mycosphaerellales, Mycosphaerellaceae.